AUGAUCAGCACUGGCAGUGGAAACCCAGGCCAAUUGAGACAAUUAAAAAUAAUCACUCAAACGCUGGUACGCACCAAGGCAUACCAGUACCGAUCAAGUCAAAUUCAAUCGGCACCCGCGGCUACAGUUCUUCUCAAGGAAGACAGUACCAAUGCAGCAUCUGGAGCCCUCGGUCUAGCGAAAGAUGGCAGAAAACUCAAGAUUCACUCAUGUCCCCAAUUCAAGACACCUCUCGAAGAAAGAAUCUACAGGAAGCAACAUCUCGCUGCUGCCUUCCGUAUCUUUGCUGAUAAAGGGUACGAUAAGGGUAUUGCAGAUCACAUCUCCGUUCGCGAUCCUAUUCUAACAGAUCAUUUCUGGCUUAAUCCUCUAUCUUGCACAUUUUUCACAGAUCAAGCCUAUCAAUGGAGCGCAUUCGCAAUUCAUUCCGAGAUUCACAAGGCUCGACCAGAGGUUAAUGCUGCUUGCCAUGCGCAUUCUGUUCAUGGAAAGGCCUUUAGCGCACUUGGUCGCGAGCUCGAUAUGAUAACUCAGGAUGCGCUAAGAUUCUACAAGAGUCAUGCAGUAUAUACCGAAUUCGAGGGUGUUGUCCUUGACCGAGAAGAGGGACUGAGGAUCGCAAAGGCACUUGGAAAUGGAAAGGCUGUGAUCUUACAGAACCAUGGUCUACUCACAGUCGGUAAUACUGUCGAUGAAGCGGCAUUUUGGCUUACUAGCCUGGACAAGACUUGUCAUGCCCAACUUCUUGUUGACGCAGCUGAGCUAGGCAGUGGACACAAGAAAAAGAUUAUCAAUCAGGAAGAAGCUGAGUUUACAGCAAAACAGGUCGGUGGUCCAGAGAAAGGAUGGCUAGCAUUUCAGCCUUACUAUGAUGAAAUUGUGGCAAAGACCAAUGGAGGGUUUCUUUCGUGA
Penicillium malachiteum is the source of this 912-nucleotide messenger RNA. RefSeq names its product arad-like aldolase/epimerase. The transcript is spliced from 5 exons. The record is from RefSeq and is a predicted model, not a curated record. The coding region runs from base 1 to 912 and encodes 303 amino acids. Gene Ontology annotation, cellular component: cytoskeleton. Gene Ontology annotation, molecular function: actin filament binding. Lineage: Eukaryota; Fungi; Ascomycota; Eurotiomycetes; Eurotiales; Aspergillaceae.